This is a messenger RNA of Rotaria sp. Silwood1, 2124 nucleotides long. The record is from the annotation of a GenBank genome assembly. NCBI's taxonomy places the organism in Eukaryota, Metazoa, Rotifera, Eurotatoria, Philodinida, Philodinidae.
AUGAAAUUUGCUGGUGUGGAUCUUGACAUUGAUAAUUUAAUGGUCGAUCAAAUGCCCAAAUCGCAAGAUCGUGCAGCGAUCGUUGCAAAACAUCCUGUCGCCAUUGCAAGGUUUUUUAAUAAACUUAUUACAACAGUUUUGUCUACUUUGAUCGGUUAUGACACUAAUAAACAUGUAUCAAAUCCAGGUGGUGGUGUAUUAGGUGAAAUCGAUGCUUAUUAUGGUACAGUUGAAGAAUCCGGUCGUGGUGCAUUACAUCUUCAUAUGUUGCUGUGGCUCAUGAACAACAAAAAUCCGCAUGAACUACCCCAAGUGAGCAAAAGACGGGGUAAAUGACUAGUCCUUUUUCUAGUCAUGUCGACCCGUCAUGCUUAGUCUUUGUCUCAAAUUCGACGGGCACAUGACUACUCCGGGUUUUUUGGCCGUCAUGAAGCCCGUCUAAAUCACGUGAUUGACGGGCGACAUUAUACGUGCCUAGUCUAGUCUUUUUUUGAGAAAGACUCGUCCAGGACUAGUCUGAAGUCGGUUUAUGGGAAACAUUAUUGUUUGAAAUGCAGAUUAGUCUUGGACGAGGACUUUUUGAGACAAAGACUAGUCAAGACGGGCGACAGCGACGCCCGUCCAAAAUGAGUUUAAAAUUGAAAAAGUAAGGACGUCAGGGACGGUACAUAGGACAAGUUGCAGUCUUGUGUGUAGUGGACGAGUUCGGACUAGUCUAAAUGGAAAUAUGUAAGGAUGAAGAUUAGAUUCGAACAUGCGUACAAUGUAUUACUUACCCAUUGCUUAGACCAUUGAGCCAUAUGAUCAAGAAAUUAGCUUCUACAUAGUCAUAAUCAUUCUAAGGUGCUAUUUAAUACAAUUUUGCUUAAAGUUUUUUAUGUUCACAUUUAAGUAAAAAUUAUUUUUUACAGAAUAUGACAUUAUUUGGACAACAUUAAAAAAAUAAUCCAAAAAGUUUGUAUAUGUUUUGGAAAAAUAUCUUUCGAUUAUCAUUAAGGAAAAAUAAUUAGUUGCGUUAAAAAAAAUAAAUUUUAAACGUAAAAAUAAAAAAGCUAUUUAUAUUCAAAAGAAACCAGAUUUCUUCAUAUGAUGGCUUAGUUUUAAAUUAAAAUUACCAUAUCUUCAACUAACAAUUAAAUUAACUUUGCUUAAUUUAAAUAUAUUCUUAAAUUUAAAAUUAUUAGAAUUUAUAUUUAAAAUAAGACAACACAAAAUUAUGACAUAAAAAAAUUUAAAUUAUUCUUCAGUUUUUUUUUAAACAUAGUACAUCUAAUAAUAUUAAAAAAUAUAAAUUAAUAUUCCUCGCUACGAGAUGAAUAUAGUUCAUUAUACUUACUCCUACUUUUUUGUUAGUUUUGAUAUACUCUUACAUUUUCAACAUAUGAAAAUACAAAAUAUAAUAAGAUAUAUGAAGACAGGGAUGCACAGAGCAUAUUAUCUAUUCUUGACCUCGUUGUUGACUAUAGCAGACUCUCUGAUUGUCAUUCUACCUAGAGAAAUAUUUAUAAUAUCUUGGCGAGCGAUAUAGUUUUAAUAUGAAAAAAUGCGUCUUAUUAAUUACCGUAACCAUAAUAUAAUAGAUCAAUAUUGAUCCUCAAUCCAGAAAGAUUUGAAUACAAGACAGGCAAUAAAACGAUUGUUAUCCUACUAUCUAGUUCAUAGAUUAAAUCUAUUUGAUAUUAUCCAUUAUUUUUAACAAACGAUAUAGAUAUUGAAAAGUUUUUCUACUUGCAUUCUUACUUUCAUUAGUGAUCAGUUUAAACGAAUUAACAAGAUAUAUUUGAUUCAAAAAAGUGGGUUGUUUAGAGUUUUCAGACUAGUCUGACUAGAACGGGUGACAUACUCUUUAAAAAAGGACUAGUCAUGACGAGCGCAGACGACGCUUCGGACUAGUCUUGACUCUAUGAAAUACGUUUCAGACUAGUCAAAGUCGUGUGACAUCGACUAGUUUCUGAUUGUCUAGUGGAUGGACGAGAGUCAAUUUUGUAUCUUAGUCUGUAUAAAUUGACGUCAGUCUAUCUCAGUGUCCUAGUCUACCAUCAGGAUGCCCGUCCGGUUUUGAAUACUGUCGGGUUGAAUGUUCGAAUCUAUCUUCAUCCUCUUUCUUUUAGUCUUCGGACUAGU